ACCAGCCCGGCGGAAGUUGUACCCAGGGCCUCGUCACAAAAGCUAUGGCGAGCGGUAUCGGCAAACACAAGAUACUGAAUGUGGGGCCAACGGAGCCCUGGUCAGUCAGGGAGAAGCUGUGCCUGGCCUCCUCUGUUAUGAGGAGCGGUGACCAAAACUGGGUAAGUGUAAGUAGAGCCAUCAAGCCUUUCGCAGAGCCUGGCCGUCCACCAGACUGGUUCUCGCAGAAGCACUGUGCCUCACAAUAUUCAGAACUGCUGGAAGCCACAGAAGCGCCUAAGCGUAAGCGCGGUGAAAAGGGCGAGGUGGUCGAGACCAUUGAAGAUGUCAUCGUUCGUAGGCUGACUGCUGAGAGAAUAGAGGAGUUAAAAAAACUUAUACGAGACACACAAGAGCAAUACAGGAAGUUGAAGAAGGAGGUGGAUCUAAUACAGAUGGGUCACAUGGACUCUCAGCUGAAGGAGCUCUGGGGAGAGAUCACACUAAAGAAGAAACAAGACGAGGAGGAAGCAGAACAGAAGAGGAAAGCCACAGAAACGGCGUACCAAGCUCGUCAGGCAGUGAAAAACACACCUAAGCGUCUGCCCAGUGUGACUGUACGGUCUCCUCUGGGUGCUAGCCCCCCAGCCCUGGAUUCUCAGACUGACUCUUCGGUCCCUACCCCACCCACAGAGACAGGAGCUGGCGCCUCUGAAGAUACCACAACCACUCACUCAGUUGCUCAGGGGGUCGGAGUGUUUCUGCCAGCAGCAGACCCUCCAGGACCUGGGCCCAAAGAUGGUGGACUCGCUGCUCUAGUAGAUGACUCGCCACAGAAAAGGCUUCUAGCCCAGAAGGCCACACCGCCACCCUCACCUCUGCUGUCAGAACUGCUGAAAAAAAACAACCUUAUUUCAGCCAGCCCUCGCCUGGUUGCAGAUGGAGACUCCACUGGGAGUCUAACUAAUGGCAUACAGACUGCUACAGCAGCCACUGCCUUACCACCUGGUCAUGAGGUCAUUACAGAGGGUGAAGCGGAGGCUGCGGUGAAAGCGGAGCUCGGUGAGGAGACAGGAUUAGUAGAAGACCUUGUGGCUGUGUCUUACAUGGGAGACGAACUGGACCUGGAGACAGUAGGAGACAUCAUUGCCAUCAUAGAGGAGAAGGUUGAUGAUCCUGUGGCUUUGGAUGCUGCUGCGGUGGAAGCAGCGCUCUCCCUGUGUGAAGAGUCUGUGUCAGAAGGUCACACGCUCCCCAGCCCCUGGGAUACCCAGGAACUCAAAGCUUCAGAGCCCACACCGACAGUCCAAGAAUCAGACCCCACACAAACACCUCACGAUGUGGACACAGUGUCAGCCCCGACACCUGUCAGCCAGGAGAAACAAAACCAGACAGAUACUAAAAGGGAAGAACUGCUUAAGAGAAACUAUGAGGGACCUGAGGUGACAGGAAGUGAUGUCACUUCUUCUGUCACCUCUGAUGAUGGCGCAGCAGCAAGUGAAGUUACAGAGGAGGGGACUGUGUCCAAAGAAGUCACUGAAGUUACAGUGAAGAGUGAAGGAGAGGAGUGGAGCAAGCCUGAACCCAACCCACCUUGCUUAGACUCUGAGGACAGCUCUGUGUCCGGGAAAGAGUCUAAGGAAGUGAAGGAGGAGGAGGCAGGGAGUGAGGGUGAUCCUGAAGAAUUGAUGGAGCUGAAGGAGGAGUGUGGCGAGGGGGAGGGUCCCUAUUUGUCAGAAGUGGAUCGGGCAGCCAGUGAGAGUGAGGAUGGAUAUGGCCCGCCCUCCCAACGCUACACUGCUGAUUCACUGGCCAGCAGCCCUGCCUCUUCUUCCCAGCUCUCUACAUGUGGUGAGGACCAGGAGGCGGUCCAGGCACAGAAGAUCUGGAAGAAGGCGAUUAUGCUGGUUUGGAGAGCUGCAGCCAACCACAGGUACGCCAGCGUCUUCCUGCAGCCUGUGUCAGACGAUAUCGCCCCAGGUUAUCACAGCAUUGUACACAGACCCAUGGACCUGUCAGCCAUAAAGAAGAACAUCGAGUCUGGUGUUAUCCGCACCACUGCUGAGUUCCAGCGCGACAUCAUGCUGAUGUUUCAGAAUGCCGUCAUGUACAACUCGUCGGACCACGACGUGUACCACAUGGCGCUGGAGAUGCAGCGCGACGUCCUGGAGCACGUCCAGCAGUUCCUGGCCACCCAACUCAUCAUGCAGACCUCAGAGAGCGCCAUCUCUGCCAAGAGUCUCCGUGGCAGGGAGGGAAACCGUAAACCAGGAGAGCCGGCUGAGAAGGACAGUGUCCCAAUGGCCUCUCCUGCUUUCCUUCUCUCUCUUUUUGAUGGGGGCACCAGGGGUCGCCGGAGUGCCAUGGAGGCCGAUCUCAAGAUGAAGAAAUAGCCCGAGAUCUCCCAGAAUGAGACUUUGGCAGAGAGCCACUCUUUGAAUGUUGAAGCUGAUUACUUUCUGGUCAUUUUGGUUGUUUUCUGAAGAGGACUGUGCAGUCUCCAUGUGCCUGGUUUGUGUGUAUAUACACACACACACACACACACA
Archocentrus centrarchus (flier cichlid) is the source of this 2525-nucleotide messenger RNA. RefSeq names its product bromodomain containing 8b (gene brd8b). Gene Ontology annotation, molecular function: protein binding. The record is from RefSeq and is a predicted model, not a curated record. Gene Ontology annotation, cellular component: NuA4 histone acetyltransferase complex. NCBI's taxonomy places the organism in Eukaryota, Metazoa, Chordata, Actinopteri, Cichliformes, Cichlidae. The transcript has 19 exons. The coding region runs from base 45 to 2372 and encodes 775 amino acids.